UCCGUUUCCAAAAACUGUCAGACUGACCGGGUGGAGAAUGCAGUAGAUAAAUGCAUCGUUUCUAUCUCCAUUUCUUUUCUAUAAUAAUUCGAGGCGUCCAGCAGAUUCGUUUAAUGAAUGAAAUGAAAGGGAAACUCUAAAACAAGUUUAAUCUCAUCAUUACACGGAGAAGAGAGAGUGUCUUCCGGACUGUUUCGUUUAUCAACGCGGGAUUUUGUUGUGGAUACUUUGCCCGGUUCAACCUUGUGCCGCCAAUGACAAGUUCAGCACCGCGUAACAUCCAUCUCACUUUUACAGGACUACCAUGGGGCUUUGGGUAUCAAUGAAGUGGACAGAUUUCUCGUUUUCUCUUCAGCAUCCGAGUCCUUCAGCAUCGGAGUCUGUUGAAGCCGGUUUAACCUGUACUACUCAAUUGUCACGUGUAACGAAUUAAAAUAGUAGCCUACAAAACAUAUUUGCUGAAAUAUUCUUUCUGGACUGAGAAAUCUAAUUUAAAGCCUGAAAUCCAAGAUGACAUCGGAGGUCAGCCAGGUGUCAUUGAGUGAGCUUCCCAUGGACAACUGGAUGUCCCAUCUGCCCAGUGCACUGUGGGAUACCCCUCUCUGUCACAUGGCAAUUCCAGGGAGCCAUAAUACCAUGACCUACAGUCUGGAUAAGAAUGACCGCUCUCCAGUGGACUUCACUCAACCAGAUAUGUUGAAAAAGCUGGACAAGUACAUGAAACCCAUCAUAAGGCCAUUUGUAUACAAGUGGGCAAUAUCACAGGAGUCUAGCAUUAGGGAGCAGUUAGAUUCCGGAGUGCGAUACUGUGAUCUGAGGAUAGCACAUCGGCCUAAUGACAGCUCAAAUGAUCUCUACUUCUACCAUGGUGUUUAUACCACUAUAACUGUGGAGAUGGCAUUAAAAGAGAUCAGAGAGUGGUUGGAUGUUCAUCCAAAGGAAGUUGUCAUCCUCUCAUUUAGCCACUUUCUGGGCCUCAAUCAAGAGCUUCACACACUGCUCGUCUCAACUAUAAAGAGCAUUUUUGAAUCCAAACUGUGCCCCAAAAUGGAGUGUGUGACACUACAGAAAUUAUGGAGCCAGGGUCAUCAAGUUAUCGUUUCAUACGAGCACGAUAUUGCUAACUGCCAAGGAGAAUUGUGGUUCCAUAUACCUUAUUGGUGGGCAAACAAGUGCAAAGCUGAAGCGCUGAUCGAGGAAUUUGAACGUAGGAAACAAAAUGGCCGACCAGGCAGCUUCUUUGUGACUGGCAUCAAUCUUACUGAAGAUCUGAAGUACAUUUGCUCCCAUCCCACAGACUCACUGAAAGAUAUGGUGAUGUCUGCAUAUCCCGCAUUACUUAGUUGGGUCAAGCAACAGAAGCCUGGUUCUAACACUGGUUCCCUCAACAUCAUAGCUGGGGACUUUGUGACAGAGAGCUGGUUCAUACCAACCGUCAUUGCACUGAAUAAAAAUCUGCCUUGAGCCUCUUUUAGUCUGCACAAUGUAUUUAACAUUUAAAGAAAGAAGUGUUUCAUGUUCUUGUGAUGGUUUUUUAUACUAGUCAACUUUGCAUUUUUUAUGAGGGUGCUUACACACUAUUUAUGCUCCGUCAGCUCCAUUCAUUUUAAUAGGGAUGGUGCAUUGAAAGGAU
Carassius carassius (crucian carp) is the source of this 1633-nucleotide messenger RNA. RefSeq names its product PI-PLC X domain-containing protein 1-like. NCBI's taxonomy places the organism in Eukaryota, Metazoa, Chordata, Actinopteri, Cypriniformes, Cyprinidae. The record is from RefSeq and is a predicted model, not a curated record. Gene Ontology annotation, molecular function: phosphoric diester hydrolase activity. Bases 511 to 1464 code for a protein of 317 amino acids. Gene Ontology annotation, biological process: lipid metabolic process. The transcript is spliced from 7 exons.